UCCAAGCGCUCUUGGGUUCGUUCUGCUUCUGUGGCCGAAACGUAACCGCAAGUGACGAGAACCCCUUCAGUCAAACGUCUAUUUAAAAUUUCCUGCUCAUCUGAGAAUACGCCCGAUCUCAUACAGUUAGGGUUCUUCACCGGCAGCAUCACUUGAUGUUUCCUUCUUCAGUUUGAGAUCGGCUUUCGUGAAUAAAUCACGCACCUUGUGCUCUCGUUUAAUCUUUCUUUGAACGGAUUCUAUUUUUUAAACGAAUCGGUCUAGUGAUCUGCGGUGCGUACGCAAAAUUUGCGGAACGGGACCAUUUUGCAUCUGACGGAAUCAGUUCUUCCAAAUGGGUGACUACAAACUGCAAAUCAUCCAUAUUCUGCUUUGUCUGGUGUUCGAACUUUUCACCUACUUUGUACUGUGCUUCAAUCUAAUUCGAUUCUACCUCGAACAUCAGCAGGAGGUUGAAUGGUCCUAUCUACCACGAAUUUAAGAGAAAAGAUUUUGGUGUACUGAUUUACUUGUGCCGUGCUACAGUUUACUGCGAAGAUCCUUAUCACAAUGAAUCAACCGUGUUACCUCGGUGAACCGUCACAAAUGAGCAAAAGUGAAAAGAUUAAUUGAAUGUUACGAAAUUAAAGUAGUGUUGUUAUCUUUCCUCUACAAAGAUUCCGCAGAAUCAAACAUGAAGAAACAUUACAGCGUGGAAAUAGCCGGUAAACAUGCUCGUUCUCCCUCGUCCAACAUACUGGACAAGAUUACCAGAAGAUACUCGGCGAUAGGCAGUCGGUUGAUGCGUAAAUCACCCGGCAGAAAAAGUAGUGUUGCAGAACCCGUCACCGGAAGCUAUGAUAUGACUGGGGGCCGAUCGGAUGAUUUCCGACCAGAAAUCGGAGUCCCCGUUCUGAUAUCCAAAACGAUGAAGUUCAAUUUUGAUGAGGAACCUGCGGAGAAAUCUAUCGUUUCGUCUACUCCACGUCUGUCCCAAUCACCAGUUCCUACCUCAGUCGUAGCCCGUUCUACUUCGGAUGACAGCGAGAACGACAUAUUCGUCGAUGCCAACAGUUCACUGCCGAACUUCAGUGAGAUUAAAUUCACAUUUCUCCCUGAACACAACAACAACAACUACAGCACAUAUUUCGAUGAAAACGACAAGAGCGCAAUCAAUUUACGGAGAAUUCGUUCCAAAUCUGCCCAUAAUCUGCACCAAACGGACCUUCGGAAGCUGUUUGAGAAAGCACCAUCACUCAAUCUGUCCGCCGAGAGUAAUGGUAGUGCAAAGAAUACCUCAACCACCGUGCCAAAUAGCCCUGCCGUGGAUAGCAUUUAUGAUUUUCCACGCAGUUCCAAAGUUGAUCAUUCAUCCUACGAUCUCGAUCAAGCGCAUCUCAUCUUGAAUGAGAUCGACAUCUCGCUAGUCAGUGAUGGUGGUCCUACUAACAUCUACCACAAUAUACCGAACGGUCAUCAUGUUACCUCUUCCAACGGUGUACUGCAAAAUCAUGCAUUCGACUACUCCGGUAGUAUUCAAAGCCUACACUCGAGCAGUACCCAAGAGGAAGAAUUCGAUCUGAAAUCGGCUAGUUUUCAAAGUUUAGAAGCUCGAAAUCUGUUUCUGUCGAUAGAGGAACUCGAUGAAAUCACCCGCCAAAUCAAUGAAACAGAAGCGUUCAGGGAAGACAACAACGAAUACUGCGAACAUCGAAAUCAGUUGCAUCCUUGCGAGCGACGGCUCACGCUACUGAAGAACAGAAACACCAGCAAGCAUUUCAUCGAUUUCGAUAAAAAGAAGGCGAAACUGACGCGCAAGUGGAGUGGUUUCAAGCACUGGAUUGGCGAAGAGCAGGACAAGAUAAAGGAGGUUGUACAGAAGCACGCUGCAAUGCAGCGGGUCGGUGUCGACAUAAGCAAACCGUCGGCCGGAGGAAAAUCUUCCAGGAAUAGCAGUGAGGUGGGUUGUGAAGCAGAUACGUCCGUUAUCGACGAGAGUGAGGCGAACAUGUCGAUGAGUGUGGUGAACAGUGAGAUCAAAGCAGGCUCGAAUAAUUCAGACGAGCGAGAUGACGUCCGGAAGAAGAAACCACAGAGUGCGGAGAUCUUGGAGGGCCAAAAUGGUUUCGAAGAGAUCCGCCGAUUCGUCAAACAGGGCGGCGAUUUUGGCAAGGAUCUCAUCACAAUUCUGCAGGAGCGCAUGGAAAUCGAGCAGAUUUACGCGAAAUCCCUCUCGAAGAUUGCGAACAAGCUGAACAAAGCAUGCCGAGAUCUGCCGGGUACGAUCGCCGAUUCGUGGCGGGCGGUUUCUACCGAGAUCGAAAGCCGCGGUGAAAUUCAUCGUCAAUUUUCCAACUCACUGGCCGAUGAGCUAGUGAAACCACUCAAGACUGUACUGGAGAAUCAGCAUAAGGCCCGCAAAACGAUCGAAAACAAUGUGGACAAAUCGGCCCGGAUACUGGCGGAAUGGAGGGCCACCGAGAUCAAGGGCAAAAAGGGAUCGCACGCUGCCGCCAGGGAGAACGAGAAGCUACAAGAUGCAAUGCUGGACGUAAAACUUCAACGUUCGCCAUCGCUGGGUUUGCUGCACAAAACCGUCGACAAAGAAACCAAAACCUCGGAUAAGGAUGGCUCCAAGCUGGAUACGAAGCGUAAGAAAGCGGAGGAUGCCGUCAAGAAAGCCGAUGUCGAGUACUAUACGCUCUGUAUACGGGCAGAACGUGCUCGCGUCGAUUGGGAAAUGUCCGUCCUGCGAGGAAGCUCGAUGCUGCAAUCUCUGGAAAAUCAACGACUAAACCAUUUCAAGAAUUAUGUUGCCAGCUACUUUCGUCUAUCGUCCGAGAUGAAUCCGGUGCUGUGCAAAAUCGUUGAUCGCCUCGGACCUCAGUUGCAGUUAUGCAAUGUACAGAAGGAUUUGGACGUGCUGAAAAAUAUUAGAAGGGCAACGGAGGGGCCAAGUGAGCAACUUCUACCGGACUUCUAUUGCGAACAUACCACGUUGGCAAUGAAUCGAGAGCGAAGAAAACAAUCGCUGGUGAAAUUGCUUCAACUCAUCCGCCAGGAUUUGGAUCGAGAACGAAGAUCGCGAAACAGUCUCAAGGGCUUUUCUCAAAGCUUCGAACCCAACGUCGAAGGUAACCAAAAUAUAGCGGAUAAGUUGUAUCAUAUAAGAUCUAUGUUGACAUACUUGGAGGGUGCCAGAUACAAACUACAAUCAGCACUUCUUGAACUUGAUCACAAACCUAGGUCGAGUCAUCCAUUGGCGCAGCAUAUACAGAUAACGCGAGACAGAACAGGAAUGCAAACGAGCGUUCUAAAGGUUCCACUGUGGCUUAAGAACGAGCAAGACGACGAAGAUGGACAGGUGUCUAGUACUAAUGGUGGUUCUUCCGACAUUGUGGAUCAAUGUGUUGAUAUUAGAAACGACACGCUGAUCAAACAUAUGUCGCAGAAGUACGGGAGGAGUAAGGAUUCCGGCGGGGAGGAGGAUCCUUAUAGCUUAAAUAAAUGCACCAAACUUGCUACUCCACCAAAUGGACACGGUCCUCUUUGGGACCGUGGCGUUGCGGAUGGUGUCUCGAACCAACCUGAUUCCGAUUUUGACGAAUUCUCCUCCCAGGAUGAGGAAGAAGAUAGAAGCAGCGUCGGUCUGGCAAUAGAAAACGGCACGCAUAACCAUAGCAACGGUGUCGAUACGGGUGACAGUGCACAUGGGACCGUGUCCACAGUGGUGCUCGGCCGAUGUCGAGCACUUUUCAAUUACACACCAAAGCUUUACGAUGAGCUCGAGCUGCAACCGGGUGACAUUUUGGAUAUUCACAUCAAACAAGAAGACGGUUGGUGGCUCGGAUCACUUCGAGGCCAAGUUGGAAUCUUUCCGGCCACCUACGUGGAGGAAAUAGUAUGAGAACAAAAGAGCUAGAUGUAGUUAUAAGGCAUUUUGAUGAUUGUAAAUAAUUGUGAGCUGCUAGCGUGAAUGAGCAUUUUGAAUCUGUGUUAUAUGCCAACCAUCCUAAUAUGGUAGACUAACGAAUAUGAAACACGUUUUAAAAACAAAUUUGGAAAAUACUUGUUAAAUAAUUUAUUGAUAUUUUGUACGUGUUUGUAAUAAUAGAAUGCGUCUUUUUAUAAUACGAAUGUUAGGAGUCGUCUCGUUCGAAUGAUACAGAGCAAUAAUUCAAAAAUAAAGUUGUCAAUUGAAGCAAUAUUUAAAAACAAAAAGCAUCAUAAGCACUUGUACACAUAUUCGAAUGUAAUAAUAGAUCCAAGUGGAAAAUGUUGUAUUGUUCAAUAUUCAAUAUAUUUUGGAAAUAUUUUA
Malaya genurostris is the source of this 4297-nucleotide messenger RNA. RefSeq lists its product as uncharacterized. NCBI's taxonomy places the organism in Eukaryota, Metazoa, Arthropoda, Insecta, Diptera, Culicidae. The transcript has 8 exons. The record is from RefSeq and is a predicted model, not a curated record. Bases 674 to 3886 code for a protein of 1070 amino acids. Gene Ontology annotation, cellular component: cytoplasm; plasma membrane. Gene Ontology annotation, molecular function: protein binding.